Molecule: messenger RNA, 1821 nt
Organism: Sycon ciliatum
Lineage: Eukaryota; Metazoa; Porifera; Calcarea; Leucosolenida; Sycettidae
Exons: 6
Coding region: 306-1313 (335 amino acids)
Source: RefSeq, a predicted model, not a curated record
GUUUUUGUCAACCGGACUGCUGCAUGCUUUCGAGUUUUCUUUGACAGUCUGCCUCAUGAGCUCAGUACCUGUCGACGUGCUCCCUGGAAAAGGAGUGGUAGAAUGGAACUACACAGGCGGAAUGACGAUGUUCAGUUGAAGAGACGACAUGGCCCAUAUGGGUAAUUUCAAUUAUUUGCGAUGACAGUGUUCUUCGCAAUAUUUUUUAUCUGUCUACAUGUAGUUCCGCACGUAUUUGGAUCAAGCCAAAUCAAGUCUGAAAACUGAGAAUGUCGUAGAUCUAUCCUUCCUAGAUCUAUAGAACAAUGUGGAAUCGUCUCGUUUCCUCAACACUUCGCUUGGCCAAAAUAUCGAAGAAUGCUCAUAUUGGACACCGGCAGUUACAUCUGACAGGUCCCCAAGCAUUUGCCAGCUUCGAAUCCGAAUCAGAAAUUCGGGAACAAUAUGAACGGGAUGGAUUUGUUAUUGUGCGGAAUGCUAUCGACCGGGAUCUUGCUAGAGAAAUACAAGGACACGUUGAUUGGAUGUUGCAAAGAUUCCCAGAACUUCCACCAGAACAGCUUCACCAUCCUUUAAUUGAGUACGAUGCCUUUUGGCUGCGAAUCGUCAGUGACCCGGCGUUACUACGACUGGCUGCUGAGUUUGUCGGGGAAAGUAUUGCAUUGUUUGCCUCGCACUAUUUCUGCAAAAUGCCUCGCUCAGGCCAGGAGGUUCUGUGGCAUCAGGAUGGUGCCUAUUGGCCACUGAAGCCAAUGAAGGUGGUGUCACUGUGGCUGGCUGUUGAUCAUUCCAGCCGUGAAAAUGGCUGCUUGCGAGUCGUGCGUGGAUCACAUCGACAGGCACUCAAGGAACUAUCCCGUGCUGGUGGUGACAAUGUUCUCUCAUCUUAUACGGAUGUAGACAUUCGUGAGGAGGAUGUUGUUGACAUUGAAUUGCAGCCGGGUGAUGUGGAAAUCCAUCAUCCAAAUAUUAUACAUGGUUCUGAAGCUAAUACAUCAGACAAGAGGCGCUGUGGCCUCACCAUUCGCUACAUUCCAACAAGUACAUCUGUUGUUGCAUCACCGGAUGACCCGAUUGUCCCAAUGAACUGGUUACUCCGUGGCAAUGCAAUUCCUGGAGUGAACAUCUAUCGCUCAUGGCCUGCAUACAAUGCCACCUAUAGCUUUCCAUUCCAAGGCUCGCACGAAUGGAACGAUCGAUCAGAAGUUGCUGCAAAGGCUGUGGAGGAGUCAAAGUCUCUAACGGAAGAAGUUGUAAAACAGACAAGCUUGUCAAAGGCACAGAUCGUUGUCAAUGGCUUGAAGAAUACGUAAAGUGACCUGAAGAGGUCAAGAGGUUGUAACGACUGUUUUAUGGUAAUUUUGAUCAUGUUGAACUUGCCUGUUUUUGUGUGUGGCUGGUACCACGCACCGGAGUACUUUUUUAAUAACACCUUCGUACCAAUUUUUUUUAAACAAAACACUCCUGUGCUGUUUCUGGUGGUAUUCUAUCAAUAAAUGAAUUUGGUAGAACUUGAGAAGUAGCUCUUUUGAAUAUCAUCCAUGCUUGUGACUAUUAUCACUUUUACAAUGGAUACAUGUAAUGUGAGGGCGCUGUGUGUCACCAUAUGCAUGUAAAAUACACUGAGUGUUUAAUGCUUUGAUUGUUAUUGUUGUUGUUGUUAUCGUCAUCGUCGACUUCGGCCUUUCUUCUCCAUCUCGUGGUACUACUGUCUUGUGAAUGCAACGUCUUGUACACCUUCCCGGAAGUCACUCCAUUGGUGUUCGACGUGGGGGCUCAAGCCCCGAUAUCAUAAUUAUAUCAUUCUUAUUCUGUACCAGA